Molecule: messenger RNA, 3479 nt
Organism: Dermacentor silvarum
Lineage: Eukaryota; Metazoa; Arthropoda; Arachnida; Ixodida; Ixodidae
Exons: 12
Coding region: 1-3456 (1151 amino acids)
Source: RefSeq, a predicted model, not a curated record
AUGUACAGCCAAACUGCAUUGGAGGCUGGACUUCUCGUCAUCAACACGGGCAAGCCCACCUUUGCCCGACGAGGAGUCAAGAGUCGCAGCGUCAUCGACCUCUCACUGGUGUCGGAGCGCUGUCACUACGAGUGGCACCGAAAGCCCGACACACAGGGGUCCGAUCACUUUCCCAUCGUCCUCGAGCCCCUCCACAAUGCUCACCAACAAGUGCGCACAUACUGUGUAGUGAACUGGCCCCGAUUCCGCGAACUGUGUGCUACUGUGCCAGUCGCGUCAGACCUCUUCACACACAUCGCUGAGUGCGCCAGCAGUGCUUCUGUUUACGGUGCUGUGCCCGCUAACACACCUGCACCGGACAUUAAACAGCUCAACCUUCGAGCUGCUCGCCGGAGAGCACAACGUGUAGCCAUUCGCACCGCCAAACCCGAGCACUGGACUCUCUACAAUCGUAUUGAUGCCGUGUGCCGUCGUCACGCAAGGCAACGCCGCAACGAGAGCUGGGCUGGGCUCUGUGCCACUCUGGAUGACCCCCGAAACCAGUCCCGAUGUUGGGGCAUCCUCGGUGCCAUGCUCCGUACAAAAGUCCCCCGUUGCCCGGCCCUGUCUAUUGCAGUCGCGCGUCACAUCACUUCCGCCCAAGUCGCCGAACUUAUUGCCGACAACUUCUGCGUUCUGCCUCAUGAACCCGCCUCUGCUCACGCCGUUUCAUUGGCCCCUCCCGACGAAAACAGAUGCGAACUUUUUGCACCUCUCCGUUACUUCCCUACACAGGGCAUUAGAGACGAGAUCCGUGCAUUGUGUAGUGAAGACUUCACCAUUUAUGAGCUCACAUUUGUGCUCCAAAGCCGCAAACGUCGGUCCGCACCGGGAAGCGACGGCAUCACCUAUCAAAUGCUUCGCAACCUCGACCACUCUCAACUCCCCCACCUCCUCGAAGCCUACAACGUCGUUUGGCGCACCGGAGUCAUUCCAGCCUCCUGGAAAGAAGCCACCGUUGUGCCCCUCCUGAAAAAGGGCAAACCAGCCUCCCAACUAACUUCCUACCGGCCCAUUUCCCUCACCUCUGCCGCUGGGAAAGUUCUCGAGGCAAUGGCGCUUCGUAGGCUCGACUGGAUCGCCGCCGCACUGGACUUUAUUCCACCCGAAAUGAGCGGCUUCCGACGGCAUCGUGCGACCGCUGACUGCCUCGCUGACGUCAUCGCUACACUAGAAGACGCCAAACAACGAGGGUAUGUCGGCUACCUUGUCCUACUCGACGUUAAAAGCGCCUUUGACAACCUCCCGCACGACACCAUCAUGGACGCACUGCGCGCCAUUCGUGUUUGUGACCGCCUCUUGGCCUACGUGUCUGCCUUCCUUAGCGGCCGCUCCUUUCGUGUGCGCGUCGGGGGCUCGACAGGCUCACCUCGCUCCAUCUCCGUUGGUGUCCCUCAGGGGAGCGUCCUCAGCCCCUUCCUUUUUAAUCUUGCACUGGCACGCCUUCCCGACUUCAUCCCGCGCACCCUCCCUUCUGACGUCCGCCUAGCCAUUUACGCUGACGAUUUGGCUCUCUUCGCUGUUGGACCCACGUCAAGCGGCACGCAGGUUCGUCGAAGCAUACAGGGUGCCAUAAACGCCAUCGACUCCUACCUCACCGGAACACAGCAGCAGCAGCAGUGCGGUUUCCCGGGCAGGCCGGCGUACGGCCGCAUCAGCCUGAUCCGGGACUCGUAUGAAAAGGGCCAGACCGUCUCCUACACGUGCGACUCCAGCUUCAACUUGCUCGGCCAGAGCACGCGCCAGUGCCUCGACAACGGAACCUGGUCCGGAGCGCUUCCCGUAUGCGACACAAGCCUGACGGUACAGCGCAUCCCGGAGGCAUCUGGCUACCUCUACGCCUAUCCCCCGGGGAACGCACUGGACGGCUCCAAGAGCACCUGCUUCUACACCACCUACCAACCGCCCCGGUGGUGGCGCGUAGACCUGGGCGCCGCCUACCACGUGCUAUCCGUGGCACUCACGGUGCCACACGUCAGUUCCCGGCAGGACCUCGAGGUGCGUGUCGUGAGCUACGAGGGCAACAAGGCUGUGUUCAACAGAUGCGCCGCAUUCAGUGGGAAGUUCUCGACCCAAACGGUGGUCCUGAUGUGCGACGAAGGCAAGGGCAUCAUCGGCCAGUACGUCGACGUCGCCGACAAGCGCAAGGACCCCGACCACUUCAGCCUCUGCGAGGUCGAGAUCUACGUGCUCAGAGAGAAGUACCAGUGCGGGGACCCGGACAAGCCACCCAAGUCGUACACAGUACCGCUGUCACCGCAGCAGAUGGAGUACCGCUGCGUGUCCGGAUACAAACUGUCCGGCCCGAGCGUCCGUACCUGCCUCGAGUCUGGACAGUGGUCAGCGGCAGCCCCUAGGUGCCUGGAGGCCGCAUGCCCCUCCCUGGGUCCCCUAGACAACGGGAAAGUGGCAGUGCGAGGCACAAGCAAUGGCCGCACCGUGCAAGGGAGCCAGCUCAUCUACACCUGCGACCCUGGCUACAUCCUGGAGGGCAACGACACCCGCACCUGCCUCGAGGACGCCCGAUGGGGAGGACAGCAGCCACACUGCCAGCCCGUCACCUGUGAUGUGCCAGCAUUCGAAGUAGACGGUGGGACAUACACGCUGCUCAAUGUGUCUACAAAUUACGGCGACUUGGCUGAGCUCAACUGCCACCUGGGAUACGAAAGGCAGGGUGGCCCAACCACCAUCAUCUGCCAAGAGGAUGGGAUGUGGAGCACGCCUCAGGCCUCAUGCAUCCUCAGACAAAUGAGGCAAAAACUCAAGAAGGAGCUACCAGGAGCAUCUAGCGACACAAGCUCAACACUCACCGGCAUGGUGGCAGCUAUCAUCGCCAUUGUGUUCCUUUUCCUGCUUUCCAUGUGCAUCCUUCUCAUACUCAAAAAGAAGAAGUACUUUUCAAGGGCCAAGAGCCAACCAGCGAAAGUGCCCAGCACUGGCCUCACAGCCAACAACGGAAGUGCCAACAUCUCAUACACGGACAGCAGCGGAACUAUCUACCAGAACGAGGACUUCUACAUGGAGAUACCGCUGAAGACUGCGCAGCAAAAUGGCUCGACCGCAGCCGCACACAAUAACAACCACCUCACCAACGGCAGCCAUCGGGCAAGCCUCAAGGCCGAAGGAAGCGGAGACCGCCGCAAGAGCCUUACGCCGAGCCGCAAGAGUUCCCUCUCGUCGAAAGAGAACAUCUACGAAGAGAUUGCCUUAGCUUCCAAGCAUCGCAGGCUCUCUUUUGGAGGUGUCACGUCCAUCACGACGGGCCCGACGCCCAGUGCAGGAGUCACCGUCGUCCACACGGAGCUGCCGUCCACAGCAGAUGAAAAUCAGGACGAUCGGGAGUCAUCACCAGCACUGUAUGCCAAAGUUGAUUUUGAUCAGAAGAGGAAAUCGCGGCUUAUCAAGGAGCAAAGGUGAGUCGGCCUUCUGUUCUUGGGAGU